Molecule: messenger RNA, 1388 nt
Organism: Papaver somniferum (opium poppy)
Lineage: Eukaryota; Viridiplantae; Streptophyta; Magnoliopsida; Ranunculales; Papaveraceae
Product: basic 7S globulin 2-like
Exons: 1
Coding region: 75-1388 (437 amino acids)
Biological process (GO): proteolysis
Molecular function (GO): aspartic-type endopeptidase activity
Source: RefSeq, a predicted model, not a curated record
UUUGUCUACAAGAAACCAUUUUGUUCUUCUUCUUCUUCUUCAUCACCAAUAGCUAUCACCAGUUCCUCUCAUUCAUGACUUCUUCUUCUGUUAUUCAGCGUUUUCUUUUCAUUUCCUUCUUCUUACUUUCUUUCUGUAACGUCAUCUUCGCAUAUUCGUCUUACAGACCUCAUGCACUGUUCUUUCCUAUCAGGAAAGAUGCAUUAACUAAUCAAUAUAUAACCCAACUCCAUUUAGGAACCCCUCAAGUUCCUGCAGACCUUGUCGUCGAUCUCGGUGGUGAGUUACCAUGGGUCAACUGCCAACAAGGUUUUGCCUCAUCCAAGACGUACAAGCAUGUAUCUUGCGACUCGGACCAGUGUGCACGAGUCAAAAUCUCAAGUUGUACGAAAUCCGCGCAUAAUGGUGGACUAAGCUGUGGAGAAGACAACAUCUGCUAUACUUUGCCCGGCGCUCUGGGAAUCGCAGCAGGUGCCGAGGUUGCUUCAGAUGCUGUAAGUGUACACUCGACGGACGGGUAUACUAAUGUGGUCUCAAAUGUUAGCAGUCAUCGGUUUAUAUUCGCUUGUGGACCAUCUUCUCUGUUAAAAGGACUUGCCAAGGGCGCUAACGGAAUGGCCGGUCUCGGACGUGCUUCAGCUGCGUUGCCUGCGCAGUUUGCUGUUGGUUUUCGUGUGCCUCGGAAAUUCUCUCUCUGUUUAUCUUCAACUAAGGGUGUCCUGUUUUUCGGCGACGGACCUUACAAAAUGGAGCCAGGAAUUGACAUCACAAUUUCACUUGAUCACACUCCGUUAUUUAUUAACCCAAUUGAUAAAGCCGGCAUUUCUACAACCCCUCGGCCUUCAGGUGAGUAUUUCAUUGCAGUAAAAUCGAUCAACAUCGGCGGAAAAGGCGUCAGGUUCAACAAAAAGCUGCUGUCUAUUAAUAAAGUAAGCGGACACGGAGGAACAAAGAUCAGCACAAUGAACCCUUAUACUGCUCUGGAGCCAUCAAUUUACAAGGCCUUCACUAGUGCUUUUGCUAAAAAAGCUAAAGCUAUGAAUAUGUCUAGAGUUGCAUCGGUUGCGCCUUUCGGCGCAUGUUACGAUUCAACAAAUAUUCUGAAGACACGAGCUGGACCACUUGUGCCAACCAUUAACCUCGUCUUGCCGGAGAAGGUCAUCUGGAGGAUUCAUGGAGCAAACUCAAUGGUGCAAAUCAGUGACCAUGUCAUCUGUUUGGGGUUCGUUGACGGAGGCGAGUUUGCGAGGGCUUCUGUCGUUAUCGGUGGGCAUCAGCUGGAAGAGAAUCUUUUACAGUUUGAUAUCCCAAGAUCAAAAUUAGGAUUCAGUUCAUCAUUGUUGCUUAGGGAAACUCUCUGUGAAACAUUAAAUUCACUGGCUAAUUAG